GCCAUGGAGCCCGGCCGCGGCGGCACCGAGAUCGUGGGCAAGUUCGAGUUCUCGCGCAAGGACCUGAUCGGGCACGGCGCCUUCGCCGUGGUCUUCAAGGGCCGCCACCGCGAGAAGCACGAUCUGGAGGUCGCGGUCAAGUGCAUUAAUAAGAAGAACCUCGCCAAGUCCCAGACGCUGCUGGGGAAGGAGAUCAAGAUCCUGAAGGAACUGAAACAUGAAAAUAUCGUGGCGUUGUAUGACUUCCAGGAAAUGGCCAAUUCCGUGUACCUGGUCAUGGAGUACUGUAACGGCGGGGACCUGGCCGACUACCUGCACACCAUGCGCACGCUGAGCGAGGACACCAUCAGGCUCUUCCUGCAGCAGAUCGCCGGCGCCAUGCGGCUGCUGCACAGCAAGGGCAUCAUCCACCGCGACCUGAAGCCGCAGAACAUCCUGCUGUCCAACCCCGGCGGGCGCCGCGCCAACCCCAACAACAUCCGCGUCAAGAUCGCCGACUUCGGGUUCGCGCGGUACCUGCAGAGCAACAUGAUGGCGGCCACGCUCUGCGGCUCCCCCAUGUACAUGGCUCCCGAGGUCAUCAUGUCCCAGCACUACGACGGGAAGGCGGACCUGUGGAGCAUCGGCACCAUCGUCUACCAGUGCCUGACGGGCAAGGCGCCCUUCCAGGCCAGCAGCCCCCAGGACCUCCGCCUGUUCUACGAGAAGAACAAGACGCUGGUCCCCACCAUCCCACGGGAGACCUCGGCCCCCCUGAGGCAGCUGCUCCUGGCCCUGCUGCAGCGCAACCACAAAGACCGCAUGGACUUCGAUGAGUUUUUCCACCACCCGUUCCUCGAGGCCAGCCCCUCGGUCAAGAAGUCCCCGCCGGUGCCUGUGCCCUCCCGCCCCAGCUCGGGCUCCGGCAGCAGCUCCAGCAGCAGCUCCACGUCCCACCUGGCCUCCCCGCCGUCCCUGGGGGAGAUGCAGCAGCUGCAGAAGACCCUGACCUCCCCUGCCGAUGCCGCCGGCUUCCUGCAUGGCUCCCGGGACUCGGGUGGCAGCAAGGACUCCUCCUGUGACACGGAUGACUUCGUCAUGGUCCCGGCCCAGUUUCCAGGUGACCUGGUGGCCGAGGUGGCCGGUGCCAAGCCUCCGCCGGACAGCCUCAUGUGCAGCGGGAGCUCGCUGGUGGCCUCUGCUGGCCUGGAGAGCCACGGCCGGACCCCGUCCCCAUCCCCACCCUGCAGCAGCUCCCCCAGCCCCUCAGGCCGGGCCGGCCCGUUCUCCAGCAGCAGGUAUGGCGCCUCCGUGCCCAUCCCGGUGCCCACGCAGGUGCAGAACUACCAGCGCAUCGAGCAGAACCUGCAGUCGCCCGCCCAGUACCAGACACCCCGGUCCUCCGCCAUCCGCAGGUCGGGCAGCACCAGCCCCCUGGGCUUCGCCCGGGCCAGCCCGUCGCCCCCAGCGCCCGUGGAACCCGGAGCCGUGCUGGCCAGGAAGUCGUCCUUGGGCGGGGGCCGGCCGUACACGCCGUCUCCCCAAGGUGAGCUGGGGGUGGGGCGCGAGGUGGUGCCCUGUCCCGGGCUGACGCUGGCCUUUCUCCCCCAAGUCGGGACCAUCCCCGAGCGGCCGGGCUGGAGCGGGUCGCCCUCCCUGCAAGGAGCCGAGACGCGGCCUGGCAGGUCCCCCCGUGCAGGCUCCUCUGCGCCCGAGCACUCUCCCCGCUCCUCCGGCCUGGGCUGCCGCCUGCACAGCGCCCCCAACCUGUCCGACCUGCACGUCGUCCGCCCCAAGCUGCCCAAGCCUCCCACGGACCCGCUGGGAGCCGUGCUCAGCCCCCCGCAGGCCAGCCCUCCCCAGCCGUCCCACGGGCUGCCGUCCUGCCGGCCCCUGCGCGGCUCGCCCAAGCUGCCCGACUUCCUGCAGCGGAACCCCCUGCCUCCCAUCCUGGGCUCCCCGACCAAGGCUGUGCCCGUGGUCGACUUCCCCAAGACCCCCAGCUCCCAGAAUCUGCUGACCCUGCUGGCCCGGCAGGGCGUGGUGGUGACACCACCCCGGAACCGGACGCUGCCCGACCUCUCGGACAUGGGGCCCUUCCAGGGACAGCAGCUGGGCUCCGGCCUGCGGCCCAGUGAGGACAGCAAGGGCCCCUUUGGCCGGUCCUUCAGCACCAGCCGCCUCACAGACCUGCUCCUGAAGGCCGCGUUUGGGACGCAGGCCCCCGACUCGGGCAGCACGGACAGCCUGCAGGAGAAGCCCAUGGAGAUCGCGCCCUCUGCUGGCUUCGGAGGGAGCCUGCACCCGGGAGCCUGCGCAGGGGGCGCCAGCAGCCCCUCCCCGGUGGUCUUCACCGUGGGCUCUCCCCCCAGCGGGACCACGCCGCCCCAGGGCCCCCGCACCAGGAUGUUUUCAGUGGGCUCCUCAGGCUCCUCCUCCGCCCGCCACCUGGUGCCCGGCGCCUGCGGCGAGGCCGUCCCCGAGCUCCCCGGCCACUGCUGCACCUUUGCCGACCCCAUCGCCGCCAACCUGGAGGGGGCUGUGACCUUCGAGGCCCCUGACCUCCCCGAGGAGACCCUCAUGGAGCAAGAGCACACGGAGACCCUGCACAGCCUGCGCUGCACGCUCCUGUUCGCGCAGCACGUCCUGGAGAUCGCGGCCCUGAAGGGCAGCGCCGGCGAGGCGGCCGGCGGCCCCGAGUACCAGCUGCAGGAGAGCGUGGUGGCCGACCAGAUCAGCCUGCUGAGCCGCGAGUGGGGCUUCGCGGAGCAGCUGGUGCUGUACCUGAAGGUGGCCGAGCUGCUGUCCUCGGGCCUGCAGACGGCUAUCGACCAGAUCCGGGCUGGCAAGCUGUGCCUGUCGUCCACCGUGAAGCAGGUGGUGCGCAGGCUGAACGAGCUGUACAAGGCCAGCGUGGUGUCCUGCCAGGGCCUGAGCCUGCGGCUGCAGCGCUUCUUCCUGGACAAGCAGCGGCUCCUGGACCGCGUCCACAGCAUCACUGCUGAGAAGCUCAUCUUCAGCCACGCCGUGCAGAUGGUGCAGUCGGCCGCCCUGGACGAGAUGUUCCAGCACCGAGAGAGCUGCGUGCCGCGCUACCACAAGGCCCUGCUGCUCCUGGAGGGGCUGCAGCACAUGCUCUCGGACCAGGCAGACAUCGAGAACGUCGCCAAGUGCAAACUGUGCAUCGAGCGCAGACUCUCCGCCCUGCUGACCGGCAUCUGUGCCUGACCUCGGCGCUGGCCUGCUGUGCCCCAGGGGUCAGCGUGCUGGCCGGACGUCGCUGGUGGCCAGUGCUGAGCCUCCCUGCGGGACACCGAGUGGAGCCACGCAGCUCCCGCCCCCUGGGCUUCCGGCUGUGGCGGGCGUGGACUGCAGGAUGCUGGGUCGGCCACUCCCCGCACGCGGGAGUCUCAGAACUUGUCCGCUCCAGCUGCCUCACGGCAGCCGCCGGUGCCAAGAGGUGGCAGGUAUACCUGGGCGCCCACCACCUCGGGAGACCCAGGGCCGCCCGCAAGGAUGGGCAAGGCCCCGAGACAGCGUUGCCGACUCAAAGCCAAAGCAAGCUUUUCCUCACGGCCAGACCUGCCCAGUCGCCGCCAGGAAGAGGUGCAGCCUCCUGGCCUCUCCCCCAGGAACCUCUCUGAGACCACCCACCCAGCUUUGCAAACCACGAGCACUUUAUGCAGUUAGAGACUUGAGCCUCGGCGUCCUCUCUGGCCUCCGGGAGGUGACUCCUGGAGGUCGAACCGAGGCGACUGUGCAUAUCCACAUACGUGUACACAGCUGUAGAUAGCCCCGAGCGUGUGGCGUGUGCGAGUGGUGCGCUGGGCGUGUCCAGCGCGCGUGUGUGGACCUUGGGAGGAAAGCGGGCUCCGUGUGGUGGGGCCACGGCCCGGAGGGGAGGCACGGUCCCCUUGCUCAGAUGUUCGUUUAGGGACAGACAGCGGGACGCUCCGUGCUUCUAAACCCGGAACAGACGUCGUCAUCUUUCACACUUUACUCCUGAAACGUGUCUUAUUUUCAUGCAGCUCAUCUUUUCUUUAAAGGAGAAAACUCGUAGGUAUUUCAGAAAUGGUUUUGGAGGCAGAUGGUGCUGGGGUGGGUGGCGAGGCCCCUUUCCAGGCUGCUGGGUGCGCCCGGCUCUCUGUCCCCCGCCGUCCUGCCCCGUCCUGGCAGCCGGGGUGGGGGGCGUGUGCCCAGCAGCCGUCCGGCCUGAGCAUGGGCCAGCAAGGACGGCACACGUGGGAGGCAAGUCACGUGUGUAGCCCCAGCCAGCAUCCCGGGCGGGGGGCGCAGGGGCUCCUCUCCGCACUGGGGCUGGUGUGGUCCCGUCCCUCCCAGCCGCGUCCCAGCAGCCGCCACGGGGUGGGGAGAGGCCACCCGGCCUGCCCACUUCUACUUGAAUGUAUCCCCAGGGGGCUGCGGGAGGCACGCUGGGUCCCGCACCAGGGCGAGGGGCUCAAAGGUCAUACGCCACACACACAGACGGGACACACGUGUUUUUCUUUGCAAUACUUGAAAUAUUGCCACUGUGCUUGGACUUAAAAUAGAAAACUACCCCAACUUGUUUCUUUUCUCAUCACUCGAUGACUUUAUUUUUACCUGGCUGCACGUGACAUGUUCGUAUUUAUUACUUUAUGGCCGACUGGAAUCUGGAGCCGCCGGGGAGGCUGGCGCUGCGGGAGGGGCUGCGCCACUUCCUGGGCCCUUGUUGCUUCUGUCGCGGCCGUGUGAGCCCCGCGUGUGCGUGAGUCGGAGCCUCCUGGUUGUGUGUUCUCCACGAGAGACCCUUUGUCUAUUUUAAAACGAAUUCUGUGUGAUCUCCCCUUUUGCGUUACAUUGUGUAACGUCAAUUUAAGGAAAUAAACCUUUGGAAU
This is a messenger RNA of Propithecus coquereli (Coquerel's sifaka), 4856 nucleotides long. It is a transcript of the gene ULK1, whose product is annotated as unc-51 like autophagy activating kinase 1. Gene Ontology annotation, molecular function: protein serine/threonine kinase activity; ATP binding. Gene Ontology annotation, cellular component: autophagosome; cytoplasm. The record is from RefSeq and is a predicted model, not a curated record. Lineage: Eukaryota; Metazoa; Chordata; Mammalia; Primates; Indriidae. Gene Ontology annotation, biological process: peptidyl-serine phosphorylation; autophagy; axonogenesis. The transcript has 27 exons. The coding region runs from base 4 to 3207 and encodes 1067 amino acids.